UCCAACAUACUAUGUAGAGCUGUGCACUGUGCAGCACAUGACACACCACUUUGAAGCUCAGGAUUUCAAGGAGUUUGGAAAUUAAUAUAAACCAGAAGCUGCUUUUUUCCCUGUGCCUUCUUAAUCUUCUGGUUACGGAGUGGUGUUGAUUUCUCUGGGGGAGAUGCAUCAUCUGUGGAUAGUCCUGACUGGGCUUGUCUUGUGGAGUUGCAGCACAGCGCUGUCAGCUAGAACAGGCAAGAACAGACAGCGAUCGAAAGCGAAGGAUGAACCCGUGGGCCCCCGGGAGCAUGCCGGAGCGGAUGAGGCCAAUGAGAGGGAGCCUGAAGGGGCUUCGGGGACAGACUUCUUGGCUGAUUUUGCUGGAAAAAAGCGUUUAUGGGUGAUCACCGCCCCAUCCUACAGCGAUAACUACUUGCGCAUGAUGCAGCAACAGAUCCAGGAGUCCGAGGGGCUGAACUGUCGACUAGCUGAGAGGGACACCCUCAUUGUGACUAUCAUUCAAAAUGCCAUGAUGGAGGGCAAAAUCCGACACACGACCAUGCAGGGGCAGGCCACAGAGGAAGCCAUGGACCCAGACAUGGUGACCAAACUGCUCCAUUACUUGGAGGUAGAACACCAAACCUUCUCCAUGUUGAUCCUGAAGAAGAACCUGAAGGUCAGUGAGAGGUUUCCUUACCCGGUGCGCGUUGAGGCCGUUUUGGAAGUCAUCGAUCAGCUCCCCGUACGCAAGCUAGAAAAGAUCACCAGGAAGGGGUUAGUUCAGAGAUGCAAGAUCACUAAGAAGCGGUUAGUGGUGAAGCCGUCCAAUCCUAACAAGAGAAGAAUCUUCAGUUCCCACAAGCAAGGCAAUAUCACAUCCAUUGUUCCUUCACCACAGCAAACUGCAGACAAAAAAGCAGUCAUCAGAGACAAAGUUAAGGACAUCCUCAGUGGACGCUUCAGAUUUGUCGUCCGUAAAAAGCCAGAGAGCUCCAGUGGAGGCAAGUCAUCCAACGCAACAAAAUCCUCUGCAAAUGAGGAGGUGAAGAAGCCUGAGAGCCAAAGAGAAAGCACAGAAGGUGCAGAUAAAGUGGGAAAUAAACAUGACUCUGCAUCUAAAGUGGAUAAAGAAAAUGGCAAAGCGAGUUCAGGUGUGCUCACAGUAGAUGAGGAGAGCAAAGGAGAGCAAAAAGUUGAGAAUUCAAAAUCCAAAAAGAAAGGCAAGGGAAAGAAGGACGGAAAGAAGAAGAAGAAGGGGAAAAGAGGAGGGAAGGCGUCACAACAAGACAGUAAAGACAAGGCAGCUCUCAGAGAGUUUAUAGAAAAACUAAAAGGCAAAAGAAGACUUCUUGUCAUUUCUUCCCCCAGUGAUGUCUCGAGUCAGUAUAUUCAACAGAGGGAUGAAAAUGAGCUGCACAGUUGUGACUUUGCUUUACGGAAGGUUACGGUGCUGUCUAUCCUGGGUUCAGAGCACAACCCCACAUUGCGCCUGCAACACUAUCAGCAAGACGGAGAUCCACAACUGGCUUCACUGCCGGACAACUUUAAAAAUCCUGACUUAAUCAGUCAGAUCCGUAAGGAAUAUGGGCUUGUGUCCAGGGAAUACUCCAUGGUGGUGACUGAUUAUGACAUGAAGCCUAACCUCCAGAAGGUGUUUGACUUACCCACAGCCCCAUCAGCUAUUGUGAAGUACAUUGAUAGCUUCCAGUCACGGCAGGUGGAGAAAGAGCAGGAGAAGAAAGCUCCCUCACCCUGUGCACCAUCUGAGAAAAACACUGAGGCAGAGAACUCACUUCUCAGAUUCACGUCCCAAAGAAGACUUUUAAUCAUCUCCGCCCCCACUGAGGAGGACUAUUGUCUCCAUCAGCAGCUUCAGGCUCUUAAUGGACAGGAGUGCCCAAUGGGUAUCCGUCAUUUUGCUUUCUUGAAAUUGGUGGGAAAAGGAUCUGCAGCUUCAGGCACUGUUGAGCUAUUUCCACUUAAUGGCAGAAGUCAGACGGAAAAGGAGCCACUUUCUCAGGAUGUAGUGAAGAAUCUGAGAGAUCAGCUGAAGAUCAACAGGGACUACUUCAAUAUGCUCGUUGUGGGUAAGGAUGGUGACGUCAAAGCGUGGUUCCCGUCCCCAGUGUGGUCGAUGGCCAAUAUCUAUGACUUAGUGGACUCCAUGGAAUUACGUCAACAAGAAGAGAAGCUGCAACAGACCCUCGGCAUUUACUGUUCAGAAGACAGCGGUGGUGGUGGAGGAGGUGAUAGUUACCUUGGAUACCAAGAAGAGACCGAGGACAGCUAUCUGUACCGUCGAUCAGAGGACUAAACGCAGUUUUCACACAAACACAUAUAAAAACAUACAGCUCAUAGACAAAACUGUGAGAAAAAAUAUGUAAAUCGUUUGGAGUUUCCUGGAUUUCUGUUUAAAUGGCUUCAAAAAUGUGAUUCAAGUCAUAAUAAAUAGG
Molecule: messenger RNA, 2435 nt
Organism: Colossoma macropomum (tambaqui)
Lineage: Eukaryota; Metazoa; Chordata; Actinopteri; Characiformes; Serrasalmidae
Gene: ccdc80l2
Product: coiled-coil domain containing 80 like 2
Exons: 7
Coding region: 164-2296 (710 amino acids)
Source: RefSeq, a predicted model, not a curated record